AAAAAAAGUAGUCUGUAAGACUAUCUUUGUUGUUACCUAAUCAUUGAAAUAAUGGGUUUACUAAAAAAAACAACCGGACUUACGGGUCUUGCGGUGGCUGCAAAUCCACAUCAUACUUUAGGUGCACUUUAUGGUAAAAUUCUUAGAACCUUGCAAAAAAUGCCGGAAACAUCUGUAUACCGAAAAUAUACUGAGCAAAUUGUAAGGGAAAGGGCUGCUGUACUUACACAGACAAAGGAUGUGUAUGAGAUUGAACAAAAGAUCAACUGUGGCCAAGCUGAAGAGUUGAUAAUUCAAGCUGAAAAUGAACUCAAUUUGGCUAGAAAAAUGCUGAACUGGAAGCCAUGGGAGCCUCUUGUUGCCAAGCCACCUAAGGGUCAAUGGGAUUGGCCUCCAGCAAAAUCUUAAAUAAACUUGCACAUAUAUUAUGGAAUUGUUAAUUUGUCAGUUGUUUAGAAAUAAAUUUUAUCUUAUAUUUACCGUACAA
This is a messenger RNA of Galleria mellonella (greater wax moth), 487 nucleotides long. It is a transcript of the gene ND-13B, whose product is annotated as NADH dehydrogenase [ubiquinone] 1 alpha subcomplex subunit 5. Gene Ontology annotation, biological process: respiratory electron transport chain. The transcript is spliced from 3 exons. The coding region runs from base 52 to 408 and encodes 118 amino acids. Lineage: Eukaryota; Metazoa; Arthropoda; Insecta; Lepidoptera; Pyralidae. The record is from RefSeq and is a predicted model, not a curated record.